UUUAAGAUUGCAAACCUCUGCUUAUUGCCAAAGAAAAAAAAUCCAACUUUUUCCAUCAAUCUUUUUACCGUUUUUGUUCAAAUGUCAGAAAAACUUUCGUACUUGAAUGAGCCUUUGCUACACGAGUGGGAGCAUCGUGAGUUCGGGCAUGCCACAGAUGAGGAGAAAGUCAUAGCCUCACAUCCUUCUACGGAAAAUACUGCAUCCUUCUUUGGCACCUGCCUUAAUGGACUCAAUGCAAUAUCAGGUGUUGGCAUACUCUCAGUUCCAUAUGCUCUUGCAUCUGGGGGCUGGUUAAGCUUGGUUCUUCUGUUUGCUAUUGCCACUACAGCGUUUUACACAGGCAUGUUGAUUAAAAGAUGCAUGGAUAAGUAUUCGAACAUUAGAACCUACCCUGAUAUAGGUGAACUUGCAUUUGGAAAGACAGGAAGGUUAAUAGUAUCAGUGUCCAUGUACACCGAGCUCUACUUAGUUUCAAUAGGGUUCUUGAUUCUUGAAGGAGAUAACUUGAGUAACUUAUUCCCCAUUGGAGAGGUUCAGAUAGCUGGCUUAGCAAUUGGUGGGAAGCAAUUCUUUGUGAUAGUGGUUUCUCUUAUCAUCUUGCCCACAGUUUGGUUGGAUAACUUAAGUCUACUUUCUUAUGUAUCCGCAAGUGGAGUGUUUGCUUCUGCUUUCAUCAUCCUCUCUAUUUCAUGGACUGCAACAUUCGAUGGAGUUGGUUUUCAUCAAAAGGGAACUUCUGUUAAUUGGAACGGAAUCCCCACAGCUGUUAGCUUAUAUGCCUUUUGUUAUUGUGCACAUCCUGUCUUUCCUACCUUGUACAAUUCCAUGACAAACAAACACCAGUUCUCUAAUGUCCUACUUCUAUGCUUUCUCUUAACCACUGUGGGUUAUGCAUCCAUGGCUAUAAUUGGUUAUCUAAUGUUUGGUGCUGACGUUGAAUCACAAAUAACAUUAAACCUGCCACUGAACAAAGUAAGCUCAAAAUUAGCAAUAUAUAUUACCUUGGUCAAUCCCAUAUCCAAGUAUGCUUUGAUGGCAACUCCAAUUACCAAUGCUUUGAAAGACUUGCUUCCAAGUACAUACAAGAAUAGAGUGACCAACAUCUUAGUGAGCACUGUCAUGGUAAUUGGUACUACCAUUGUUGCCCUUGUUGUUCCUUUCUAUGGCUAUCUCAUGUCCCUGGUUGGAGCGUUUCUAAGUGUCACGGCCUCUAUUUUGCUUCCAUGCUUCUGCUACUUGAAGAUUUCAGGCAGUUACAGGAGAUUUGAGUGUGAGACAGUAAUCAUAGUAAUAAUAAUAAUACCAGCUAUAGUAAUGGGAAUAUCAGGGAGCUACAACUCUGUCAUGGAAAUAGUCCACCAAUUGUAAUUGACAAUGCUGUGGUCCAUUCUUACGACAAAAAAAAAAAAGUCCUCAA
Glycine soja is the source of this 1420-nucleotide messenger RNA. RefSeq names its product amino acid transporter AVT1I-like. The transcript is spliced from 3 exons. Lineage: Eukaryota; Viridiplantae; Streptophyta; Magnoliopsida; Fabales; Fabaceae. Bases 82 to 1371 code for a protein of 429 amino acids. The record is from RefSeq and is a predicted model, not a curated record. Gene Ontology annotation, cellular component: plasma membrane.